Messenger RNA from Symbiodinium sp. CCMP2592, 903 nucleotides. The record is from the annotation of a GenBank genome assembly. Lineage: Eukaryota; Dinophyceae; Suessiales; Symbiodiniaceae.
AUGGCCGAUAGUCUGCUCACCUUCGUGCAGUGUGUGGCCGGGUUGGUCCUUGCGACGCUUUGCCGCGACUUCAUCGAGGAGGAGCGGAACGAUCCGGAGGUCCGUGGCGAGGUCUUCCGGUACUACGGGACCUUCACUCGGACCAUUCUAUCGAUGUUCGAGAUCAUGUUCGCAAAUUGGGGGCCCCCAUGUCGCGUGCUCGUUGAGAACGUGAGCGAGUGGUUCUCCAUCUUCUUUCUCUCCUACCGCUGUGUCUUGGGCUUCGCGGUACUCAACGUGGUGAACGCGGUUUUUGUACAGCAGACCAUGAAGACCGCCAGCUCCGACGAAGAGCUGGCCUUUCGCCAGAAAGAGAAAGACAUAGCCCUGUACAAUCGGAAAGUCAAGAAGCUCUUUAAGACGAUCGACUCUUCUGGGGACGGCGCUAUCAACCUGCAGGAGUUUUCCAAGCUCGUGAAGUCCCCGAAGCUUCAGUUCUGGAUGAGUCAGCUGGAGUUGGAAUAUCACGACUUGCUAAGUCUGUUCGAAUUCCUGGAUAACGGAGACGGCCAGAUUACGCUCGGUGAAUUCUUGGAAGGAGCCCAGAGAUUACGAGGCGGCGCCAAGGCGAUCGAUGUGUGGAGGAUGGAGACAAAGGUGGAAGUCCUCUUCGAUGCGGUCCUAAGCAUGUUGAAGGAGACCUGCCCUGCAUCCGCGGCGGCCAUUCUUGCUUCCAAGGGCCUUUCGCCGCUCGAGCCGAUCCCUCCGAGCGACUCCCACGACAACUCCGAAGAAAUGGGCGGCAUGAAGACGGAGGAUGUCACGCGAACGUCCACGUCAAACGUGCACGAUGUCUUCAAGCAGUCGGAAUUCCGUCAUAUCAAGCCGACGUCCUUCUUCCAGCUGGAUGUGAAUCUGCCUUGA